Molecule: messenger RNA, 2995 nt
Organism: Salpingoeca rosetta
Lineage: Eukaryota; Choanoflagellata; Craspedida; Salpingoecidae
Exons: 2
Coding region: 673-2163 (496 amino acids)
Biological process (GO): regulation of transcription by RNA polymerase II; spermatogenesis; oocyte development
Cellular component (GO): nucleus
Molecular function (GO): zinc ion binding; sequence-specific DNA binding
Source: RefSeq, a predicted model, not a curated record
UUGUUAUCAUCUCACCGCACCCACCUCCUGCUGCUGCCCUCGCCUUCCUGUGCUUUCCCCAGUAUUGCGUGGGUUGUUCUCUCGUGUUCUUCUUGCGAUCGCGUGGGUUUGGCUUUCCCCCUUUGGCUGGCUGGCUUGUUGGUUGUUGGUCGUUGGUUGUUGCACCCCUCGCCGCUUGCUCCUCCAGCCUCAACAUUUUUCUGCGCUUGCCGCUGCUGUUCCCUUGCCUGUUGAUCCGCUGCGUGUUUUGCGCCCCGCUGAUCCCUCUCGUGGUUUCUUUCCCAUUUUCACCCAGCGAUCGCCCUUCCUUCCCCACCUUUCCACCGAGCCCCUUCUGCCGUCUGUCUCUGUCUCUCUGAUCGGGACAAGCCAUUACAACCGCAAGCCCCUACAGCUCUCAACAUCGCAUUUCUCCCAGCGGCAUCAUCCCCAUCAACACCACUGCACAACAAACGCCUCCCACCUAUUUGAUCUCUUCUCCCCACUCUGAUCCCACCAGUUUCUUCUCUCUGGCUUUUACCGCGUCCGUCGCUUGCUCUUGUUGAAGCACAAAGUGGUGACAUCCAUCGUCGCUUUGAACUUCAGCAGCCAGCAAGUCCGCUAGUCCUCAAGUUCCAAGUGCUCCAAGUACCAAGAGCAAGGCCAACCGCCCUUCUUCAAUCAACCAACAAGAUGGUUCUCCCAAACGGUGGCUUCUCCCCUCACCCGAACGUUCACGUCCCGGCCGUCCAUCAUGAUGCGACCGCCGUCCAACCGGAUCACAUCGACGAUCAUCACGAGACGUUGACCGGCUUUGAGCCGUCAGCCACCUACCUUGCCACUCGCGCCGACACCACCUCCAAGACGUCCAGCACGGCCGCCCUCAAGAAGUUCGUGGAGGGCGAGUCCACCUCCUCUGGCCGCUGCAGCGUCUCCUCUGCUGUGUCGCGCGACCCUUCCCAGUCGCCGCCGUCUGCGCCGUCCUCGCCGCACGUGGCCGCACGCGCCCUGCCGCUGGAUCGCCUCGACAAGAAGCAGCAGCAGCGCCAGCAGCUUGCCAGCCUCGCGGCCGCCAUGGACGCGCCCGCCCCCAAGUACCGCCACCAGCAGCACCACCUCUCCAUGAGCGAUGUUGACGAGGAGCCCAGCACCCCCGAGGAGGACAAGACCCCGAGCAGUGCCGACAGCCUCGACAGCACGGUCAACGCAGCCUUCUUCUCCCCCAUCUCCCCCUCCGCCCUGGAGACAAGCACCGCUGUGGUCAAGAAGGACGUCAAGAAGAUUGCGGCCGAGCUUGCUGCUCCCACCGCCGCCAUCACCACCAAGAAGACGGAUCCCGUGACCGUCCUCACCGCUCCUCUCCGCACGAAGCGCCGCAAGCCCCUGCGCCCCUUCCACAUGACGCGCGCCGAGUUUGACCAGGCCAAGGGCAUCAGCAUCGCCUUCCAGCCCCUCAAGAAGCAGCCGUUUGCCAUCACCAGCCGCAACGACUACCAGGUCGGGUCUGCGGGCCUGUACAGCCAGCUCACGGCCGCCCCCAGGCCAACCCUGCCCAAGAGAGCUGCCGCUGCAACCAAGACGAGGAGGGCGUCUGCCAAGACGGCAACCAAGCCCGCACCGCCCGUGCCCGGCCUCAAGACGCUCAAGAAGAAGCAGGAGCUGCAGGAGCUGCAGCGCCAAAUCCUCGCCGAGAAGAAGGCCGCCGCUGCCGCCGCUGCUGCCGCCGCCCGCAAGGAGGCUGCAGCCGCCAAGGCGUCCAAGAAGGCUCCAACGCUGGCACAGCGCAAGAAGCAGCAGCAGCAGCAGCCCAAGAAGAAGAAGCAGAUUGGUGCUGCAGGCGGCACCGCAGCAGCGCGCCGCAAGUCGAGCAACAGCAGCGCCGGUAGCAAGGCACGCACGCCCUCGUACCCGGCUGGCUCGCGCACCAACCCAAACAAGCGCUGCAAGUGCUGCGGCUGCAACACCACCCCGCUCUGGCGCGACUUUGGGCCCAACCUGCCCCUGUGCAACGCAUGCGGCAUUCGCUUCAAGAAGUAUGGCUGCGUCUGCCGCGAGUGCAUCUACGUCCCCUGCAAGCAGGAGUCCAGCCUGAGCUACUGCAAGCGGUGCAAGGCCAAGCGCUCCUACCUGCGCCGCCCCACGGCAACGGAGCUCAAGGCCCUCGACUCAAGCGUCAGCAAGUGAACUGAACCCUCGCCCACCGCUACGGCAACAGCGGCGGCGACGAUGAUGAUGUGUAUGAUACAUACGUUUGAUGAUGUGCAUGUGGCGGUCAACAGUGCGGAUUAGUGCCCUGUGUGUCCUCGGUUGUGCAUGCGCGCACCUAGCUUGCAGCGCGUGUUUCAACGUGGACCGUCUUUUCCUCUCUUUUAAUUGGAUCCCUCCCCUCUUCCCCUCUUAUCCCUCUGUAUUGGUUUUCCCGCAGCACAUCUUCAUACUUCUUCGUACUCUCGUUUUCUUCUUCUUUGGCGCUUUGCUUUGCGUUGCUUUGCUUUCCCACCGCUUUCAGCCCGCAACCCCCAUCGCUCGCUCCUCCCUCGUCUUUUUUUCCUUUGUUUUCCUUGACUCACCUCACACAAAUGUUCUCACAACGCGGUUGUGCUGUUGAGUCACUGAUGCAUGCAUGUGAGCCACUGGUGCAUGUGCUGCCCCAGUUUCCCUUCUUUCUUUCUUUCUUUCUUUCUUUCUUUCAUUCUUUCAUUCAGUGUGAGCGAUGGUUCGGUGACGCUACGGGUUUGUGCAAACGAUGUUUGAUCGACUUGGUUUGUUUUUAACAACACGAUCCAACCAGUCUCUGGUCCCCCCCCCUUUUUUUUUCUUUCUUUCCUUAUUGAUGCUUGAUGCGUUUCCAAGACCCCAUGGGCUUGUCAUCACCACCACCACCUUGUGCCUUGUUUGGUGCUCUUGGUGAGUGUUGUUGCGAUCGCUCUAGGAAUUCGCACCUCGUGUUCCUUUUCCUUCUUUUUACGUUCAUAUCUAUGUGGUUGGUUGGUUGGUCUCAUUUCGCCAGUUGCCC